AUGGGGAACCGCAGCGCAGCGGACGAGGCCCGGCUGCUGGCAGAGCCCGGGCGGGACGCGGGGGGCGCGGGGGCGGCGGCAGCCCUGGCGGGCGGCGUGCUGCUCAUCGGCGCAGUGCUCGCGGGGAACUCGCUAGUGUGCGUGAGCGUGGCGUCCGAGCGCGCUCUGCAGACGCCCACCAACUACUUCAUCGUGAGCCUAGCGGCCGCGGACCUCCUCCUAGCCGUACUGGUCCUGCCGCUCUUCGUCUACUCCGAGGUCCAGGGGGGCGUGUGGCGGCUGAGCUCCGCCCUCUGCGACGUGCUCAUGGCCAUGGACGUGAUGCUGUGUACCGCCUCCAUCUUCAACCUCUGUGCCAUCAGCGUGGACAGGUUCGUGGCCGUGGUCCUCCCGCUGCGCUACAACCGCCGGAGCCGCCGCCAGCUGCUGCUCAUUGGCGCCACGUGGCUGCUGUCCGCGGCCGUGGCGGCGCCCGUGCUGUGCGGCCUCAACGCCGCGCGCAGCCGCCACCCGGCCGAGUGCCGCCUGGAGGACCGCGACUACGUCGUCUACUCGUCCGUGUGCUCCUUCUUCCUGCCCUGCCCCGCCAUGCUGCUGCUCUACUGGGCCACCUUCCGAGGCCUGCGGCGCCGGGAGCGCGCGCGCCGCGCCAAGCUGCGCGGACCCCAGCCCAGCCGCGCCCCGGGCCCGGCGCCCGGCCCCAGGGCCCCCACCAGCCACCCGGAACCGGCGCCCGACAUCCCACCCCCGGACCCGGCCCACGCCCAGUCCCCGCCCCAGGCCCGCAGGAGGCGCGCCAAAAUCACCAGCCGAGAACGCAAGGCUAUGAGGGUCCUGCCGGUGGUGGUCGGGGUCUUCCUGCUGUGUUGGACGCCCUUCUUCGUAGUGCACAUCACUCGUGCGCUGUGUCCAGCCUGUGCCAUACCGUCCCGGCUGGUCAGCGCCGUCACCUGGCUGGGCUACGUCAACAGCGCCCUCAACCCUGUCAUCUACACUGUCUUCAACGCCGAGUUCCGCAACGUCUUCCGCAAAGCUCUGGGUGGCUGCCGCUGA
Echinops telfairi (small Madagascar hedgehog) is the source of this 1053-nucleotide messenger RNA. RefSeq names its product dopamine receptor D4 (gene DRD4). NCBI's taxonomy places the organism in Eukaryota, Metazoa, Chordata, Mammalia, Afrosoricida, Tenrecidae. The transcript has 5 exons. Gene Ontology annotation, molecular function: G protein-coupled receptor activity; dopamine neurotransmitter receptor activity, coupled via Gi/Go. The record is from RefSeq and is a predicted model, not a curated record. Bases 1 to 1053 code for a protein of 350 amino acids. Gene Ontology annotation, cellular component: plasma membrane. Gene Ontology annotation, biological process: adenylate cyclase-inhibiting dopamine receptor signaling pathway; adenylate cyclase-activating adrenergic receptor signaling pathway.